This is a messenger RNA of Felis catus (domestic cat), 2054 nucleotides long. RefSeq names its product PICALM interacting mitotic regulator (gene PIMREG). The record is from RefSeq and is a predicted model, not a curated record. NCBI's taxonomy places the organism in Eukaryota, Metazoa, Chordata, Mammalia, Carnivora, Felidae. The transcript is spliced from 5 exons. The coding region runs from base 390 to 1163 and encodes 257 amino acids.
UCAUCCUUCAGGCACGAGCUCUAAAUGACACGAUGUUGGUGUCAUAAUUUUCUUGGAUUAUUGAUGAUGCGGCUCAUUGACGCCCGUCUCUCCCCACGCACUGGAUCCGAGGGGGUGCUGGGUGCCUGGACCCGGGUCCCGGACAGUGGGAAUCCCGCCACCUAACUGAGGGAACUGGGGCCCGACCCAACCUCUCCGGACAGCGGUUUCCCCAUCUGCUAGGCUGCCAUCGGGGCCCAGAGAGUUCAUCAUAAAAGGACUUAGCACAGCAGCACCUGGUGCGUGCAACCCCCCUAGCAGAGAGGAGUGGGUGGGGUCACCCAGCCGUGUCGCAGUGAAGGGCAGAGCCACAAGGAUCUGGUGGGCUGAGCAGACUCCCGACCGGGCAGAUGGCUUCUAAGUGGCCGGGCGUGGGGGUCUCCCUGCGUCGGGGGCCGCUCCAGGAGCGGGAACAGCUGGCGGAGAAGGAGGCGGAGCAGACUGCGGGCGGCCAUCCGGAGCCCUCCAGCGGGGCCCUGGGCUCCCUGUGCAGACACUUCCAAAGGAGGCUGCCCCUGAGGGCAGUCAGCCGCAACCUCGGGGCGGGGCCCUCCUGGAAACGCCUGGAGAACCCAGAGCCGUCGCAGCAGGGCCUCCAGGCUGCGGCUCGCUCAGCGAAGAACGCCUUGGGCUCCGUGUCCCAGAGGAUCCAGGAGUCCUGCCAGAGCGGCACCAAGUGGCUGGUGGGGACCCAGGUGAAGGCCAGGAAGAGGAGGAGAGGGGCACAGACGGGCAGUCGUCCCCCCGCCCACACCCCGGGCCAGAAGAGCCCCCGGCUGUGUGGAGCCGCCCCGGCCUCCUCAGCCCUGGGCCCGCGGGAGAGACCCUGUCGCCGACUCUCUGGGCACGUGGGCCCCCGCGCCCACCCACAGUGGCGGUCCCGGAGGGAGCCCACCUUCCGGAGCCCCUACUCCUCAACGGAGCCCCUGUGCUCCCCCAGUGAGUCUGACAGUGACCCGGAGCCUGUGGGAGCGGGACUUCAGCACCUCCAGAAGCUGUCCCGGCAGCUGGACGAGGCCAUUGUGGCUGAAGAGAGGGCCCCUCCUACAGGUGACACCAGCCCCUCCCGCCCUCCUGUCUCCAGCGGCGACAUGACCAUGACCGUUUCUCUCAUCCGUGACUGAGGACAGCGCCUCCAGGUGACGCCCCGCCUCCCAAGCCUUUUCUCCAGGUUCCUCCUCCUCCUCCUCCUCACCACGAACGUAUGGAAGAACGUAGUCUUUUCUGGAAAAUCCUGAAGAGCGGAUGGGCCCAGCAGCGUAGGAAGCAUGCAGGUCUAGCCCACCUGCCUAGAGCCAGCCGACCUCACUGACCGCGUCCCCAGCCGGGCACGCCGGGCCCUCGGCGAGCCCCCGUCCAUCCCCUCGUUCUGGGGAACCUGCCCCCGCUCUGAGCCCAGCCAGGGGCACGCAGGGGGCUCCGCACUGCAGGAGGCAAGCCACGGCGGACACCACGACCUCACAGCGGGAUCCACGCGGCCCCACGAGCUCCCAAGGAGGCCCCGGGUGGGGACUCCCCCGGGGCCACACGUGGUUCUGCCAGUGGCCACCUGGCCCAGCUUGAGACUGACCAGGGGGACGGAGGUGGCGGGGGGGUUUCACUCUACUCCCCUUUUGAGCUCGGAACUCACCUGCACUUAGGCCACGUGGCUGUGUCCUCUCCAACGUGAAGGCGGAGGCACCAGAAGGGACUGGGGACCCAAGGGUGGGACCCCCGAGGGAUCGUGCCCGGGCUCUGGGGAGCCCAGCCGCCAUCCCUUCUGCCCCCACCACAGCCCUGCAGGGAGGGAUGGGGGAAGAGAUUCCCGGCCCCGAGAGCCUGGGCCCGCAGACAGCUAUUUAUGCUCAGCACGGGGACCGGGGGUGUGCAGGGACGGGCAUCACUGUUGACUAGCGACUUCUGCGCUUGGCCAGUUAUCUCAGAAAUCUGCUGUGUCAUUUUAUUAGAAAGAAACCCGCGUGUGACUUCCCCGGAUAACACUGCUUUUUCAUAAUAAAGACCACUUCUGCGUCUGA